Messenger RNA from Aspergillus alliaceus, 669 nucleotides. RefSeq lists its product as uncharacterized. The record is from RefSeq and is a predicted model, not a curated record. Lineage: Eukaryota; Fungi; Ascomycota; Eurotiomycetes; Eurotiales; Aspergillaceae. Gene Ontology annotation, biological process: mycotoxin biosynthetic process. The transcript is spliced from 3 exons. Bases 1 to 669 code for a protein of 222 amino acids.
AUGAGAAAUCUGUAUCAAAAGCUUGAACCACGCGAGGAGGACAGUUUCAUCCCAAGGGAAGAGACCGAAUUAGUUACUAAAAGUGUUUCACAAUGGCCCUGGCAUGUCAUAUACUGGAUAUGUGUAACCAUAGCCAUUGCUGAAGCUAUUCUUUUGGGUAUUCCUCUGUCUGUGGAGCAUAGUGUAAAGCCGCCAGCAUCACAAUUUGAUCAUGUACAAGUAGCCUUCGCGAACGAAGAAUCAUUCUCUAGAAUACGAGACAUGGAGGACUUACAAAUAGCAUGGAGCAUUUAUACGCUACCCGGUUAUGUGAAGGUCACGGAUCCUCAAGCAUACGCAAUGGUUUCAUAUGUAGAUCCCAUCACUGCUGAAGAAAACAUUUUUGUGCCUUCUGUGUUCCACCAACUCAGUUGUCUCAAGGAUGUACAGACGCUUUUCGUCGAACUCCAGAAGGGGAAAACAGCACUUCAAAUGACCCAAAGCGAAACUUCUCAUACGGAAGAUUGUUUUGAUUAUCUUCGACAGGGUAUCAUGUGUGGGGGGGAUAUGACCCUUGGAACUCAGAUGACAGAUGAGUCGACGAUUGCUUCAGUAAAACAUGAUUGUCGCGACUGGGGUCAGAUUAUGGAGUGGCAACGUAGAUAUUCUGUGGCUUCUCACGGGGGUUAA